GUUCCGUCUCGGAAGCAACCGGAUUCGCCGAUAGAAGAGCAGCCGGAAAACCCUGACGUCGCUUGCAAUCGAUCGAGCUUUUCGUGCAGCGGCUCACUAUCGCCACGAGCAGAAGUUUGUCUGAACAUUCGCUCACCCUCCAGAUCGCCGCGCCCCGAAGCCCCCAGUUCAGCACCAGUCGUCUGCACGAACGAGCCUUGCUGCUUGCGUGUUGCUUCUUGCGAGUACCGGUAUUUCAUUUUGAAGAUUCAAAGCUGCGCAGGAUCUCCUGCAAUCGUCGAUACUUCUCACGCGUCGAGACCCACUGAACCAUUUUUCCUUCCGUUGCGAUCUCAGAUUCUGAACUUGUGCCGAUUGCGAUGGCCUCGAUUUUGGGUAGCUGUGGCAGAGUCGGACUUGUAACCGUGAGCAUAGGUUAUAUGGCAGCACGGAUGACCGCGGCUGUUGCAUAUACCAAUUCCAGCAGAAAGGACUUUACGCUGAGUGAUCAGACAGGCCCGAAUACGAGCAAGCCGUGCUCGAAGAAUUUACAUGAUUCCUCCUCAGAACGGGGUGUGGAAACGGCUCUUCAAACCGCUUUGAGAUGAUACCACUCAGCUACAUGGCAUCCUCUUGAAUUAAGUCGGGGAAAAUAUGAUGAGUCUGAUUAGAAGUGAUUUCUAUCAUCAAAACACUGAUAUCAUAUGAUUCCUCUUAUGCCCUGGGAGGCCUCCGAUUCGUAGAAUCACAAACUUGUUUAGUAAAGAGGUAGGAUAGAAUAUAGUUACAUAAUAGAGCGGUACCAACAACUCUGCAGAGAAUGUACCCUGUUGUUCCAGUUUGUCGGACAACAAGGGCACAUAAACCACAGCCCUGGAGAUGGCAAGGGAAGGUACAUUCUCAUUAGCAUUCGAUCUUGGUGCUUGCAACCGUGUAUCAUAACAGGUCCAUUGUGUGGAGCUCAGAAGUAAAUGAUAUGGCUUCGCACCAUCGUUUAUAAUAUGAACGUUCCUUGAAGUAGGUUUGGGGCCG
Marchantia polymorpha subsp. ruderalis is the source of this 1011-nucleotide messenger RNA. The record is from the annotation of a GenBank genome assembly. Lineage: Eukaryota; Viridiplantae; Streptophyta; Marchantiopsida; Marchantiales; Marchantiaceae.